CAGCUGCCUCUUGACAUGUGAUGCCCUGGAUUUCUAAAUCACCUUGACAAGGCGAGGAACAUUUACAGGCCUGUAGAAUAGAAGCUGGAAGACCCCUGGUAGUCUCGUCUGCUUGGGGGUCGAUCAGGAUGGCAGAAGCUGGUGCCGGAACCUCCGCGGGGGCCAUGUUGAUGACACGUCUGCUGCUCUACGCCGCCCUGCUCUCCCCGGCAGUGCUCGCCUUCAGCCGCGCCCCCAUCCCCAUGGCGGUGGUGCGCAGGGAGCUGUCGUGCGAGAGCUACCCCAUCGAGCUCCGCUGCCCCGGCACCGACGUCAUCAUGAUCGAGAGCGCCAACUACGGCCGCACGGACGACAAGAUCUGCGACGCCGACCCGGCCCAGAUGGACAACACGCGCUGCUACCUGCCCGACGCCUACAAGAUCAUGAGCCAGAGGUGUAAUAAUCGGACCCAGUGUGCUGUGGUUGCCGGUCCAGACGUUUUUCCUGACCCCUGCCCCGGGACCUACAAAUACCUGGAGGUCCAGUAUGAGUGUGUCCCAUACAAAGUGGAACAAAAAGUCUUCCUGUGCCCGGGGCUCCUGCGGGGCGUGUACCAGAGCGAACACCUUUUCGAGUCGGACCACCAGUCCGGGGCCUGGUGCAAGGACCCCCUGCAGUCGUCGGACAAGAUCUACUACAUGCCCUGGACGCCGUACCGCACGGACACGCUCACAGAGUACUCCUCCAAGGAGGACUUCAUCGCGGGGCGGCCCACCACCACGUACAAGCUGCCGCACCGCGUGGACGGCACGGGCUUCGUGGUGUACGACGGCGCGCUGUUCUUCAACAAGGAGCGCACGCGCAACAUCGUCAAGUUCGACCUGCGCACGCGCAUCAAGAGCGGGGAGGCCAUCAUCGCCAGCGCCAACUACCACGACACCUCGCCCUACCGCUGGGGCGGCAAGUCCGACAUCGACCUGGCGGUGGACGAGAACGGGCUGUGGGUCAUCUACGCCACCGAGCAGAACAACGGCCGCAUGGUCAUCAGCCAGCUCAACCCCUACACGCUGCGCAUCGAGGGCACCUGGGAGACGGCCUACGACAAGCGCUCCGCCUCCAACGCCUUCAUGAUCUGCGGCGUGCUGUACGUGGUCAAGACCGUCUACGAGGACGACGACAACGAGGCCACGGGCAACAAGAUCGACUACGUCUACAACACCGACCAGAGCAAGGACGGCUUCGUGGACAUCCCCUUCCCCAACUCCUACCAGUACAUCGCCGCUGUGGAUUACAAUCCCCGGGACAACCUGCUGUACGUCUGGAACAACUACCACGUGGUCAAGUACUCCCUGGAUUUCGGAGCCAUGGACAACAGACUGGAGUCGUCCUCGUCCGUGCAAGUGCGCCUGGACUCCACCACCGCCACGCGGCUGACCACGCGGCCCAACCUCUUCACCACCUCCACCCGAGCGCCCAUGACCUCCACCCCCGGCCAGCGCGCCCGGACCACCACCACCCUGGCGCCGGCGGGGGGCGACAUCCCGGAGCUCACCACCCGGCCGCCGCCCUCCUCCCAGCUGCCCAACAUCGCCGUGGACUACUGCAGCCCGCUGGAGGAGUCUGACGUCUUCUGGCCCAAAACGCACCAGGGUCACGUUGCUAGGCAGCCGUGUCCGGCAGGGACGAUUGGGACCGCUACGUACGCGUGCAUGACCCAGGAAGUCUACUGGGAUCCUCAGGGGCCCGACCUCAGCAACUGCACAUCACCGUGGGUGCACCACAUCAUGCAGAAGCUUAAGCCAGGAGAGACUCCAGCCGCCACCAUCGCUAAGGAGCUUUCAGAACAGACCAAGGGUCACAUCCAUGCGGGGGACAUCACCUACACCGUCAAGGCCAUGGGACAGCUGGUGGACCUGCUGGAUGUGGAGCUGAGAAAUCUCACCCCCGGGGGAAAGGACAGUGCGGCUCGCAGCCUGAACAAGCUGCAGAAGAGGGAGAGAUCUUGCCGCGUAUUUGUCCAGGCCAUGGUGGAGACGGUGAAUAACCUCCUCCAGCCCCAGGCUCAGGCAGCAUGGAGAGACCUGCCCACCAGCGAGCAGCUGAGGGCUGCCACCAUGCUCCUGGACACGGUGGAGGAAGGCGCCUUCGUGCUGGCCGACAACCUGCUCAAGACCGACAUCGUGCAGGAGAAGACCGAUAACAUACAGCUGGAAGUGGCCCGUUUAAGCACGGAUGGAACUCUGGAGGAGCUGGUGUUUCCUCAGGGCGAGGGGCAGGGGAACUCCAUCCGCCUGUCGGAACGCACCCUGCGGCAGCACGGGAAAAAUGGAGAGAUACGGAUCGCGUUCGUUCUGUACAAACACCUGGGAGCCUACCUGUCCACGGAAAACGCCAGCAUGAAGCUGGGGAGCGAAGCCAUGUCCACCAACUACUCCGUCAUCGUCAACUCGCCGGUCAUCACUGCCGCCAUCAACAAGGAGAGCAGCAAGGUCUACCUGUCGGACCCCGUCAAAUUCACCAUCAAGCACCUCCAGCAGUCUGAAGAAAACUUCAACCCAAACUGUUCCUUCUGGAGUUACUCCAAACGGACUAUGAUGGGAUACUGGUCUACCCAGGACUGCCGGUUGCUCGGCACCAACAGGACCCACACUACCUGCUCCUGUACACACCUGACCAACUUCGCAGUCCUAAUGGCCCACGUGGAAGUGAAGAACGCCGACCCGGUCCACAACCUGCUGCUGGACGUGAUCACGUACGUGGGCAUCCUGCUGUCGCUGGUGUGCCUGCUCAUCUGCAUCUUCACCUUCUGCUUCUUCCGCGGGCUGCAGAGCGACCGCAACACCAUCCACAAGAACCUGUGCAUCAGCCUGUUCGUGGCCGAGUCGCUGUUCCUGCUGGGCAUCAACCGCGCCGAUCAGCCGAUCGCCUGCGCCGUCUUCGCGGCCCUGCUGCACUUCUUCUUCCUGGCGGCGUUCACCUGGAUGUUUCUGGAGGGGGUGCAGCUCUACAUCAUGCUGGUGGAGGUGUUCGAGAGCGAGCACUCCCGCAGGAAGUACUUCUACCUGGUGGGCUACGGCGUGCCCGCCCUCAUCGUGGGCGUGUCGGCGGCCGUGGACUAUCAGAGCUACGGCACGGACCGAGUGUGUUGGCUUCGGCUAGACACGUACUUCAUCUGGAGUUUCAUUGGUCCGGCCACCUUGAUCAUCAUGCUCAACGUGAUCUUCCUGGGGAUUGCGCUUUACAAGAUGUUCCAUCACACAGCCAUCUUGAAGCCAGACUCAGGGUGCCUGGACAACAUAAAAUCCUGGGUGAUCGGUGCGAUCGCACUGCUCUGUCUGCUGGGCCUGACCUGGGCGUUUGGGCUGAUGUACAUCAACGAGAGCACAGUCAUCAUGGCUUACCUUUUCACAAUAUUCAACUCACUACAGGGGAUGUUCAUCUUCAUAUUCCACUGCAUUCUGCAGAAGAAGGUGCGUAAGGAGUACGGGAAGUGCCUCCGCACGCACUGCUGCAGUGGGAAGAGUGUGGAGACCUCCAUCACGUCCGGGAAAAGCACUGCCUCACGUACGCCCGGGCGCUACUCCACAGGGUCACAGAGCCGGAUCCGGCGGAUGUGGAACGACACGGUCCGGAAGCAGUCCGAGUCGUCCUUCAUCACGGGGGACAUCAACAGCUCGGCGUCGCUGAACAGAGGAGCCAUGGCUAACCAUCUUAUAACUAAUGCUCUCCUGCGUCCUCAUGGCACUAACAAUCCGUAUAACACAUUGCUUGGGGAAUCGGCGGUCUAUAACAACCCCUCUGUGAGCAUGUACAACACGCAAGCACCCUACAGAGAGACAAAGGGAAUUCUGAACAAUGCCAGGGACUCAAGUGUCAUGGAUACUCUACCACUGAAUGGUAACCACGGCAACAGCUACAGUAUGGCCAGCGGCGAGUACCUGAGCGACUGCGUGCAGAUCAUCGACCGCGGCUACAACCACAAGGAGACCACGCUGGAGAAGAAGAUCCUGAAGGAGCUCACCUCCAACUACAUCCCGUCCUACCUGAACAACCACGAGCGGCCCAGCGAGCAGAACCGCAACCUCAUGAACAAGCUGGUCAACAACGUCGGGGCCUCCAAGGGCGACGAGCCGGUCGCCCUCGACAACCCCACCGCCGCCGCCAACACCAACGCCGCCGCCACCACCACCUUCACGCGCGAGGAGGCCCUGGGGCUGGAGCUGAUCCGGGAGGAGUCCAACGCCCCCCUGCUGCCGCCCCGCGCCCUGCCCUCGGAGAACCACCACCAGCCCCACCACUUCUCCCGGAGGCGGCUCCCGCAGGAGAACAGCGAGAGCUUCUUCCCGCUGCUCACCAGCGAGCAGACGGAGGAGGCCCCGUCUCAGACGCAGUCGCCCCACAGGGACUCGCUCUACACCAGCAUGCCCGCGCUGAGCGGCUCGCCCGACACCCAGGCCGGCAGCCCGCGGGACGAGGGCGAGCUCCCCGCCAGUAAAAGCGCCGAGGCGGACGAUGUGUACUAUAAGAGUAUGCCCAACUUGGGCUCCAGGAACCACAUCCACGAGCUGCACAGCUACUACCAAAUGGGCCGGGGCAGCAGCGACGGGUUUAUAGUCCCUCCCAACAAAGAGGAUUCCUCCCCCGAGGAGCCUCCUCCAGAGCCGUCUCACCUGGUCACUAGCCUAUAGAGGGCCGCCCGUUCCCAUGGUUACUCGUCCUGGUCAACCGUUUGCA
Conger conger (European conger) is the source of this 4713-nucleotide messenger RNA. RefSeq names its product adhesion G protein-coupled receptor L3.1 (gene adgrl3.1). Gene Ontology annotation, cellular component: glutamatergic synapse; cell-cell junction; membrane. The transcript is spliced from 25 exons. The record is from RefSeq and is a predicted model, not a curated record. Gene Ontology annotation, biological process: synapse assembly; cell surface receptor signaling pathway; brain development. Gene Ontology annotation, molecular function: carbohydrate binding; G protein-coupled receptor activity. NCBI's taxonomy places the organism in Eukaryota, Metazoa, Chordata, Actinopteri, Anguilliformes, Congridae. The coding region runs from base 129 to 4667 and encodes 1512 amino acids.